Molecule: messenger RNA, 4295 nt
Organism: Bemisia tabaci
Lineage: Eukaryota; Metazoa; Arthropoda; Insecta; Hemiptera; Aleyrodidae
Product: solute carrier family 53 member 1
Biological process (GO): cellular response to phosphate starvation; phosphate ion transport
Cellular component (GO): plasma membrane; Golgi apparatus; cytoplasm
Molecular function (GO): phosphate transmembrane transporter activity; inositol hexakisphosphate binding
Source: RefSeq, a predicted model, not a curated record
AAGGUUAGGAAAUCGAUUCCAGCAAUUUUUAAAUGAUCUAGCUGAGUCCAUCUAAGUCUUUAACAAAUAGUCUGAAUCUAAAUCUGUGUCGUUGUUUCAGGUGAAUUUUUCAUGACUUAGUGCUGGCGAAUCUAUUCCUCGGAAAAGGUCUCUGUACGUAUGAAGUCGCCUGUCGAUCGAAUCUCCUGUGUCAUCGUCCAGCCACUAAGUUAUUCCUCUGUCCUCUUAUGAUCCAGCUUUGAUUUAAAAAUGAAGUUCACCGAGCAUUUAGCAGCUCACAUCACCCCAGAAUGGAGAAAACAAUAUAUUCAAUAUGAGGAACUCAAAGCCAUGCUGUACAAAGCUGUGGAACAAGCUCCAUCUGCAGAACAAGUUGAAGAAACUGUGAUAACGAGACACUUUGCUAAGUUUGAUGAGCAGUUUUUUACCUUUUGUGAUCAAGAAUUGGCAAAAAUCAACACUUUUUAUUCAGAAAAAUUAGCUGAAGCGACUCGAAAGUAUGCUACCUUAAAAAGUGAACUCAGUGAAGCUCAAGAAGAAGAAUUUAACUUCAAUGAUGACAAACGCUCACGGCUCAAAUCAAAACUUUUGCAAAAGAAAGAUUCUCCAGCUCGCAAAAUACAAGAGUUGAAACUUGCAUUCAGUGAAUUCUACCUAAGUCUUAUUCUACUGCAGAAUUAUCAAAAUUUGAAUUUCACUGGUUUCAGAAAAAUACUGAAGAAACAUGAUAAGCUUUUAAACACAGACUAUGGAGCUCAUUGGAGGUGUGAAAAUGUAGAAACUGCACAUUUCUAUGUGAACAAAGACAUUGAUAGACUGAUAGCAGAAACAGAAGGAGCUGUGACGCAAGGACUCGAAGGUGGUGACCGACAGAGGGCAAUGAAAAGACUCCGAGUACCUCCACUGGGUGAACAACAAAGUCCAUGGACAUCAUUUAAAGUGGGGCUCUUCUCUGGUUCCUUCAUAGUUUUGAUUGUCGCUGUCAUUCUCUCUGGUAUUUUUCAUCAAAGCAAAGAUGAUUGGAGAGUUGUUGGCCGUCUGUACAGAGGACCGUUUUUAAUAGUAGAGUUCAUUUUCUUGAUGGGUGUCAACGUUUAUGGAUGGAGGUCCUCAGGUGUAAACCAUGUUCUAAUUUUUGAACUCGAUCCACGAAAUCACCUCUCUGAGCAACACAUCAUGGAAAUGGCAGCCAUUUUUGGUGUUGUUUGGACCUUGAGUGUUCUUGGAUUCCUGUACAGUGAGGCUCUUAGUAUUCCGCCUUACAUUAAUCCUUUAGUGCUUAUGACUAUUAUGGCCGUCUUCCUUUUCAAUCCAACAAAGACAUUUCGACAUGAAGCUCGAUUUUGGGUCCUUCGAGUGAUGGGACGGAUCAUUUUUGCUCCAUUCUUCUACGUUGGCUUUGCUGACUUUUGGUUAGCCGAUCAGCUGACAAGUUUAGUUCCUGCUUUAUUAGAUUUUCAGUAUUUUAUUUGUUUUUAUCUUACUAAUGACAACUGGCUUGUUCCUAAUCACUCACCAGUUGACCCAGAAAAAUGUGUCAACAGUGUUUGGCUACUCCGCCCAAUUGUGGCCUGUUUACCUGCCUGGUUUAGAUUUGCCCAGUGUUUAAGACGUUACCGUGACACCAAGGAAAAAUUUCCUCACCUUGCAAAUGCUGCGAAAUAUGCCACAACUUUUGGAGUUGUCAUUUUUUCUUUUAUGAACAUCAAUUAUGCCAGUACCCAUGGCACUUCACUCACUGAUAGUCCAUACUUUUAUCUAUGGAUACUGUCCUCUGUCAUCAGUUCUCUUUACUGUUACUUAUGGGAUAUAAAAAUGGAUUGGGGCUUGUUCGAUUCAAAGGCUGGUGAAAAUAAAUUCUUAAGAGAGGAAAUAGUCUACUCAACUCCGAACUAUUAUUAUUUUGCGAUCAUUGAGGAUUUGAUUCUGAGAUUCGGUUGGGCCAUGUCGUUUUCUCUCACAGAGAUGGGUUACAUUCAUGGUGAUCUCAUGGUAGCGAUUCUGGCACCUUUCGAAGUCUUCAGGAGGUUUGUAUGGAACUUUUUCCGUCUAGAAAACGAGCAUCUCAAUAACUGUGGUAAAUUCAGAGCAGUGAGGGAUAUCUCUGUAGCACCUAUGGAUUCCUCGGAUCAGUCUCAAAUAAUCCGAAUGAUGGACGAUGUAGAUGGUGUCUACAAUCGUCACCAAAAUAAUAAAAGAUCUCUCUUGAAACAACUGCCUGGUUCGGACGAUACCUUAAGCCGUCAGUCGUAGUAUUUAAUUCAAGUAAGGAAGAAUAUAUUUUUAUAUUAUUUUACAUGGUGCUAUGUCAACACUACAUAGUUGUUUAUGCAGAGAAAAGUCAUUUGUCUUAAAAUCAUGUUCCAAAGCCUCUUCUGUACAUUUUAUCCUCUGGGUAAAAUGGGAGCCGAUGUAGUCAAAUGAAAUUAUUUCAUCAUUCAUGAGAAAUAAUUUGAUUAUGAGUGACAUCUUGCGAUCAUGAGAUCACAUUUCUCUUUAAGAGACUUCAGUGAAAGAAGAAUGAUUCGGCUGAAUUGGAAAUUCAGCACGUUUGUGCAGAUGGCAUGUAAAUAUUUUACACCGUUGUUGUUCUCUUCAUCAUUCUAUGCAUAUAUUCAAAUGAAGCAACUUAUACGUUGAUCUUGUAACAUGCUGCAAAAAAGAAGAGAAACAUGAUUGCCCUCAGAGCUUUGUCUUCUUCGAAACAUACAGGUUUGAAGUUUCUGACAGGACAGGACUGAUAAGGCUAUAUUUAGCCGCAUUGUUUGAUUAUCCCUUAUGGACCAACCGCUAGCCUCAUUUGGUGUACAUGAAAAAGUGACGGUUGCGGAUUAUACUGUUUCCAAUUUUAUGAAAACGCAUCGGCAAUCACUGAUUUUUUAAUCUUCUUAUUACCUCAACCACAGAAGGACAGACAAGACUCACUUCAAUUAAGUGUUUUUAGCUCAUAACUUUGUAUAUAUUUUCUUAUUAUUUCCGUGAAUACAGUGUUUCCAAUCAGAUCUGAAAGCUUCCUAGAUUUUUUUGUAGAAUUUAUUUUGAUCUGAGAAAAAAUAAUGGGAUUUGUAAGUUCUGAUUAUUUAAUGCCUCCUUUGUAUUAAUAUUUGUGCAGCAUAAAGACAUUGAGAACAGAAGCUUGAAUGUAUAUAUUUUUAAAGAAACAUUCCACAACAUGGAAUGUUUCUAAUAAAUUAAAUUUCUUGCCGGUAAAUUAUUUUUAGGUGUGGAUGCUACUUUUCAUCCCCCCCUCCUUCUCAAAAAAAAAAAAAAAAAAAAUUAACUAACAUGUACUCGAAACAUUUAUUAGUUUCUAUGAGCAUCACAAAGUAGGUAAUUAUUUCUAGUCAAUGACUGUGGAAUGCCGCUGAGGAUUCAAGCAGUUUCUCAUCCUUCAUAAUCACUGAAAAUUAUGAUUGAAACAUCAUCACAGUUUUGACCGUCCUAAUAUCUACCUACGCUUACUGUUUGUCUUACAUUUUAUCAUUUUUAAUUGUCUUACAGUUUUUACCAAAUUUUUUAGUCAUUGUUUUAGUAUUAAGUAACCUAACUAGAUUUUGAAGGCAAUGGGGCCUUAACCUUCUCUUCAAACAUCUAAUUAGUAUCACAAUAUGCAAAUAGAUAAUUGUUUUUUGCUUUUUCACUUUUCUAUAGACUUAAUGUAACAGGCAGUUUACCUGAAUCUGUUGAUCAGUGAUAAUUAAAUUCUCUUUUGAAAAUCCCAUGAGAAAUUGAAUCCUUCUAUUAUUUAUAGAACGGAAAGCAAAUUGAAUCUCUCAGUUCAAAAACGACCCAACUCUGGUUUUUUACAAUGUUCAUUAUUUUGCGUAGAAACACUCCUUUUCUGGCUCUUAUGCAGUUUCUAUCGACUCCUGAAUAAUUUAAUUAUUGGGAGGGGGCUCGUUUUUGAACUGAGACUAGAGUUACAAUUGUAAAUAAAGCCGCGUAUUAAGAAGAAAUAAAAAUUUCCUAUCAUUAUGCUGUAAAAUUGCGUUAUUUACAAUGCCUUAUUUUGCAGAAUAAUGGCAAUAAUUUUUUUUUCUUAAUUUUCUUUAGUAUCGCUGCUUCUCCACCAAUGCUCAGUCUAGUAUCUUAGAUUGUGAAACAGAGACUGAAAUAGUCUACUGUAGCGCCUCUCUCAGGAAAGUAAGAUACAUGUAAAAAGUGUUGAAGGAAUUUGAAUGAGGGAAUAUUACAAAUCUGUUCAUUAAAAUUUUUAUUAACAUAAAAUAAUUGCAACAUCUAAGUUUAUAAGUCAUAAUCAAGUGUGUGAAUUCUCCAUAAAGAAUUUGAAAGCA